Poecilia latipinna (sailfin molly) is the source of this 6007-nucleotide messenger RNA. It is a transcript of the gene cyp26b1, whose product is annotated as cytochrome P450, family 26, subfamily b, polypeptide 1. Gene Ontology annotation, molecular function: heme binding; iron ion binding; monooxygenase activity. The transcript has 7 exons. Bases 954 to 2492 code for a protein of 512 amino acids. The record is from RefSeq and is a predicted model, not a curated record. Gene Ontology annotation, biological process: sterol metabolic process. NCBI's taxonomy places the organism in Eukaryota, Metazoa, Chordata, Actinopteri, Cyprinodontiformes, Poeciliidae.
AAACACUCAUUGGUGCCUCUGGCUGGACGCACACACACUCUUCACGCACACACACUCACGCACUGAGGGUGACUUGUGUGUGCAGCCAGCAGAGAGAGAGAGAGACGCUCGGAGAGACAGAAAGGUGCGCAGAAAGCAGAGAGGACGGCAGACAGAGAGCAGCAGCAGGACGGAGCAUCUCCUGCGCAUCACUGCAGCUUCAAGGAUCUUAAACGUCUCCAACUGCAACGCACUGAGGCGCGUAAACCUUUUCAAAUAUACAGAUUUUUAUUUUUUCAAAAAGAGUUUUGGAUCUGAAUCACGCGGUUCCUGGAAGAGUUUCCCCCCAUUUAAAGCAACUUUUUCCAUCCCAGUCCAGAAGUUUUAAAAAGAAAAAAGUUUAAACUUUUCUUGGCCCCAGGCUCGGCUUCCCUUUUUCCCCGUGUUUUUUUUUUUAUUUUAAAUAUUAUUAAUAAUAUUUGUCUCAAAUUUCCAGACAUUUUUUUUUUUACUUUAUACUUCCAAUUUUUUAACCCAGAAACUCACAAAAAUGAACUUUCAAACACCAGGAGCGUCCCCAGCCAGGUGUGCCUCCAGCCCCAGAUGUUUAAAUCAUUAAAGCAAACUGACUUUCGGUGAUUUCAUUUUUGUUUUUUCCUCUGAAGGUUUGAGAUUAAAGCGUCACCUGUUGCUGCGUCUCCUCCACUCAGACAACCGCGAUUUGCGCUCUGGAGACGCCAAAAAACAAUCAGAAAAAGAGAACAUAAUCCAUAUCACACCUCCGCAGUUCAUUCAUUCCCAAAGCAAAAAGAAAAAGAAAAAAAAGAAAAUCAACCCGCGCCAGGAGCGUUUGGAGUGCGUAAAUCGGCGCUGCGCUUUUUACGCACAAGAAAAUAAUCAACAAAUCAACAAAAACUUGUGACCCAGACUUUUAUUUCUUUAUUUUUUUGAACAUCUUCGUCAUCCUCCUCAUCAUGCUGUUCGACAGCUUCGAUUUGAUCUCGGCUCUGGCCACGCUGGCCGCCUGCCUGGUGUCCAUGGCGCUGCUGGUCGCCGUCUCCCAGCAGCUCUGGCAGCUCCGGUGGACGGCCACCCGGGACAAGAACUGCAAGCUGCCGAUGCCCAAAGGCUCCAUGGGCUUCCCGUUCAUCGGAGAGACCUGCCACUGGCUGCUGCAGGGUUCGGGCUUCCACGCAUCGCGAAGGCAGAAAUACGGCAACGUGUUCAAGACCCACCUGCUCGGCCGACCUCUGAUCCGGGUGACGGGGGCCGAAAACGUCCGGAAGGUUCUGAUGGGCGAGCACACGCUGGUGACGGUGGACUGGCCGCAGAGCACGUCGACGCUGCUGGGACCCAACUCUCUGGCCAACAGCAUCGGAGACAUCCACCGCAGGAGGAGGAAGGUGUUCGCCAAAGUGUUCAGCCAUGAAGCGUUGGAGUCCUACCUCCCAAAAAUUCAGCAGGUCAUCCAAGAGAGCCUCCGAGUAUGGAGCUCCAACCCCGAGCCCAUCAACGUCUACAGGGAAAGCCAGCGGCUGUCGUUCACCAUGGCCGUCAGGGUGCUGCUGGGAUUCAGGGUGUCGGAGGAGGAAAUGAGGCACCAGUUCUCCACCUUUCAGGACUUCGUCAACAACCUCUUCAGCCUCCCAAUCGACCUGCCGUUCAGCGGCUACCGGAAGGGAAUCCGAGCGCGAGACACGCUUCAGAAAAGCAUAGAGAAAGCCAUCAGAGAAAAGCCUCUGUGUUCCCAGGGGAAGGAUUACAGCGACGCGCUGGACGUCCUGAUGGAGAGCGCCAAGGAGAACGGCACAGAGCUCAGCAUGCAGGAGCUCAAGGAAUCAACCAUCGAGCUGAUCUUCGCUGCCUUCGCCACCACCGCCAGCGCUAGCACCUCCCUGAUCAUGGCGCUCCUCCGCCACCCUCAGGUUCUGGAGCGCCUCCGGGAGGAGCUCAGGGGCCGGGGCCUCCUCCACAACGGCUGCCUCUGUCCUGAACAAGAGCUGAGGCUGGACACGAUCAUCAGCCUCAAGUACCUGGACUGUGUCAUCAAGGAGGUGCUGAGGCUCUACACGCCGGUCUCCGGCGCCUACCGAACAGCAAUGCAGACCUUCGAACUAGAUGGAGUUCAGAUUCCCAAAGGCUGGAGUGUGAUGUACAGCAUUCGGGACACUCACGACACAGCUGCCGUCUUCAAAGACGUGGAAGCCUUCGACCCCGACCGCUUCAGUCAGGAGCGGAGCGAAGACAAGGAGGGCCGCUUCCACUACCUGCCGUUUGGCGGCGGCGUUCGCUCCUGUCUGGGAAAGCAACUCGCCACGCUUUUCCUGCGCAUCCUGGCCAUCGAGCUGGCCAGCACCAGCCGCUUUGAGCUGGCCACUCGCCAGUUCCCGCGUGUCAUCACGGUGCCCGUGGUUCACCCCGUCGAUGGGUUAAAGGUCAAGUUCUACGGCCUGGACUCCAAUCAGAACGAGAUCUUGGCGAAGUCAGACGAGCUGCUGGGAGCGACGGUUUAGUAAGGGCGGCUGCUCAUGAGGGUUGGGUGGGGAAGUUCAGAGAUUUAAGUCUUUAGGGAGAAGAUUGAUGGAAGGAAACAAUAAUUUCAGAAAGAUUUUUCCUUCUUCACCUUUGUUCUGCCAGAUUGGAGCGUUCUUUCAGACUCUUCUAACAAAUGGUUAUCAGGACUCUUCUUUAAGAAAGGAGGAAACUGCCAAAAACUUUUUAAAUAUGCUCUAUUCUGUGUAUUUUCUGAAGAAGUAUACUUACAAAAUAUGUACAAAAAGCUAUCUAAUAUAAUUUGAAUGGGAGUGGUGCACAACAGACUUUUGGUGAAAUGAAGAGUUGAGAUGAGAACAGUGACGGUGUUUUAGAGAGAGGCGGGAGAUAAAACAGGGUAUAGAGAGAAGGAAUAUAAUUUUCAACCAUUUUGCUUGUGCUUAAAUUCAAUAAAUCAUUUUCAGUUGACUUGCAGGGUAAAAGAGAUGGAUUAUAUGGAAACAGAGUUUUUCUUAUCGGCGAGUAUUUAACCUUGCAGCCAUGUGCUCAAAUGUGUAAUAUCUGAUACAGGGAUGAAUAUUUUUAAAAAAUCAAGGACAAAAUUGCUUUCACUGAUUGGAUACGUUAAGCAUACAAUACAUUUUAAUAUAGAAAGAGAAUUUUUUAUUAUUUUUUUUAAAUUGCCUAAAAAAAUAAUAACCAGACAGUCUAACAACAACUUGAUUUGAAAACAAACUUUUAAAAACUGUUAAAUUUGGAUUGUUUUAUUUAUAUCCUUUUUUUGGAUCAUCAUAUCUAUUGUUAGGUUUAAGAAAAGCCUUCUUCAUUAACCUUAAUAACUAAGUCUUCUUCAUUGGAAAUAAAAUUGUUAAGCUGUAGGAACCAAAUGCACCUGGUUAGGGUUAAUGAACCGAGCCUACUUAGUUUGGCUUAAGAGCAGGAAACCCAGUAUUUCAUACUUGAUUAGGUUUAGGAACCAGAUCGAAACAAACCAACUUCUUUAUGUUGAAACGGAAACUUGGUUAACGACCAAUCCUACUAGACUGGUUUAGGGACUACAGGCUUAGAAACCGUUCCCACUUGGGCAGGUUUAAGAACCAACCCUACUUUAUUGGGUUUAGUAACCAAAUCUACUUGAUCAGAUUUUGUUAAGAAAUCCUCCUUUGUUGUCAAUUCUAUUUGGUUUUUAGAAACCAAUCCUAGUUCAUUGGAUUUAGGAGCCAAACCUUCUUGGUCAUAUUUAGGAAGCAGUCCUACUUGGUUGGAUUGGUUUAUGUACCAACUCUAUUUGGUUCUGAUUAGAGAGCAGUCCUACUUCAUUGGGUUUAGGAACCAGUCUUUCUUGGCCAGGUUUAGAAACCAACUCUACUUGAUUGAGUUUAGGAAGAAAUUAUACUUAAUUGGGUUUAGGAAACAAUUCUACUCAAUAGGAUUUUUGGAAAGAAAUCCUUUGUUGUCAGUCUUACUUGGUUGGUGUUGAAGAACCACGCCUACUUAACUGGGUCUAGGAACCAAACUGACUUGGUCGUGUUGAAGAAUCAAGCCUACUUGGGUAGCUUUAGGAACCAAACUGACUUGGUCAUGUUUAUCUGAACAAGCUAGCAUUAGCUUUAGGAGUUAAGCUUAGUUGUUGACCAAACCUACUUUAUUUACAUAUCCAGUUUACUCAGUUAGUUUCCAAACCUUUUUGGUCAAAAAAAAGGUUUGAACCAAAUUUACAUGUUUAUAUUUAGAAAUUAUUCCCAAGAAGGUUCUGCUUACCAUCAGUGACACAACUAACUACAAAAUCUGCGGCUGUUAUGGUAUUAAAAACCAGUUUUAAAAAACUUUUUGUUAAAAAACAAAACACAGGUUGACUAUUCCCAACAGUAAAAAAUACAAACUUGAACGCUUCCUAAAUUUUGCUUAACCUAGUGAUGCUAACGUUAAACUCAGGUGCAAAGAAGACAAUGUAAAACUUAGAUUAUCUGCUUGUUGAUAUUUUUCUGACUGCAAAAUAAAAUUUCUUACUAAUAGCUUUAAUUUUUUAGGUGAAACAACUACCUGGCAAAUUAAGAUUUUAUUUUUUAGCUAAUGUAUUCCUCUAUCUUAUCCUUUACAGUUCAGAAGGCACAAUUUUCAGUUUUUCUAGUUAUUAAAUAAACAAAGCUACCAACUUACAUUAAGAGAUUAAAACGUCAUGGAUAAUGAACGUAUUUGAUAGUAUGCUUGUUCUCAUAAAGUAGUGCACCUUCUUAGGCUGGAACCGGGUUAAAAGAUCAGGGGAUUUGGUGAAAGUAUAUAGGAAGAGACCUACAUACAUGCUGCUUAAGUGCUGCCUUAUCUUUGUCCUUUUUUUUUGUGCACUUCUUUUAUUGUUCCACCACCAUGGAGGUCAACGGCGUUUACUCUCUCGUUGCUCCUCCGUUCAACAACAAGACUGCAAAGCAAAUUCAGUCCCAGAAGGCUUGAGGUGAUUGCACAAUCAGAACUUCGGGAAUUUGCGUGUUCGGUUACCCCAGAGGUUUUGGGGGGCGGAGCUUCUGCAGCAGAGAUCUGGAACUUGCUACAAGACAUUCUAAAGCGUCUGAGAAAUGGACCAAUGGGGUAUCAGGCAGGGGGCGGGGCUUCCUCCGUGGAGUUCUGGAACUUGCUAGCGGAACUUUCAGACAUUCCGGAGAGUUCUAAAGAGAAAAGGACCAAUGAGAUAUCAGACAGGGGGCGGGGCUUGAUGGACUCUGCCUGUGCCACGCCCGUUUCAUUUCUCCCAACCACACCACUGAUUUUUAUUUUGUUUUCACAACAGAGAAAUAUGAAAACUGAAAUGGUUUGUUUUGCUGCUUUUUCUUGUAUACGUUUUCAAGUUGAAAGUUAUAGAUUGCAAUAGUUUGUACUGAGUGAGAUUUGUGUUGUCAAUUCUUUUCUUUUUUUUAAAAAACAUUUUUUAAAGCAUAAGGAGCAUUAAUAGGGUUAUUAAUAGGUGUGUAUUAAUUUGUACAUUAUUCCUUAUCAGACUAUGGGGAAAUAGCUAUUUACAUCAACUAAUAACCUAUUAUUAAUGUUAUUGUAUGAAUAAUAUUGUUGGUAUAAGAUAUUUGAAAUGCUAUUUUUUAUUCUAUUGCAGAUUUAGUUUUUAGCCUACAUGAGAAUGUCUUUGGUAAAUAUUGGAUGUAUUUAGAAUGUUAUGAAUUUCAGUUUAUAUUGUAAACAGUGUUUAAAAUGUUGAUAUUGUUGAUUUGAUUACUGUAAUAAUUAUUAUUUUUGUUAUCCAGACUUAUUAUCACUGCAUUUUAUUUUACAUUAAUUAUGGAAACAGAAAGCACUUGCCAGAUAUGUUUAUUUUUUAAGUGCCAUGCGACUACAGUUCAAUCUUCCUUUCAACCUGUUGGUUUCUGAGUCUGUCUUAUGUCCUUCUGUACAUAAUUUGCAAUUCUUUUUACAGGAAGAAAUGUUCAUUUAGUUUAAUUAUGAAUGUCUCGUGAUAGUUUUUCCAUUUUCUUUUUUUGUUACCAAGACUGCUAUGUGUACUCCUGUAAUAAACCACAAAGAAAAAAUA